AUCGCUUCUGAGCACGGAGCAAUGGCCUCUCGCUGGGCUGUGCAGCUGCUGCUCGUGGCAGCCUGGAGCAUGGGCUGUGGUGAGGCCCUCAAGUGCUACACCUGCGAGCAGCCCAUGACCAGUGCUUCCUGCAGGACCAUUACCCGCUGCAAGCCGGAGGACACAGCCUGCAUGACCACGCUGGUGACGGUGGAGGCAGAGUACCCCUUCAACCAGAGCCCCGUGGUGACCCGCUCCUGCUCCCGCUCCUGUGUGGCCACUGACCCCGACAGCAUCGGGGCCGCCCACCUGAUCUUCUGCUGCUUCCGAGACCUCUGCAACUCGGAGCUCUGAACCCAGGGCAGCAGGGCAGAAGGUGCUCCUCAGGCACCUCCUCUCUGACGGGGCCUGGCAAGGUGCUCCUCAGGCACCACCUCUCUGACGGGGCCUGGCUCCACCUGUGAUCACCUCCCACUGCUUCCUGCUGCUGUGGCACAGCUCACUCAUGGGGUCUG
Pongo pygmaeus (Bornean orangutan) is the source of this 494-nucleotide messenger RNA. It is a transcript of the gene SLURP1, whose product is annotated as secreted LY6/PLAUR domain containing 1. The transcript has 3 exons. Gene Ontology annotation, cellular component: plasma membrane. The record is from RefSeq and is a predicted model, not a curated record. Bases 22 to 333 code for a protein of 103 amino acids. Lineage: Eukaryota; Metazoa; Chordata; Mammalia; Primates; Hominidae.